Myiozetetes cayanensis is the source of this 732-nucleotide messenger RNA. Its product is annotated as tetraspanin-18-like. Gene Ontology annotation, cellular component: membrane. The transcript is spliced from 7 exons. The record is from RefSeq and is a predicted model, not a curated record. Lineage: Eukaryota; Metazoa; Chordata; Aves; Passeriformes; Tyrannidae. The coding region runs from base 1 to 732 and encodes 243 amino acids.
AUGGACGUCCUGAGCUGCCUCAAGUACCUGAUGUUCAUCUUCAACGUGCUCGUGUUUGCCGGGGGGACGUGCCUGGCUGCUCUGGGGCUCUGGGUGGCCGCGGACCCGGGGGGGUUCCAGGCUCUGGUAGCCACCCGGGCCGUGCUGAGCGCGGGUUCGUGGCUCCUGCUCGCCCUCGGCAUCGCCCUGGCCCUGCUCGGUUUCCUGGGCUGCUGCGGGGCCCUGCGGAGGAGCCGCCCCCUCCUGCUGCUGUUCUUCAUCCUCGUCAGCCUCGUCUUCCUCAUGCAGCUGGUGGGGGCCAUUCUCUUCCUGGUGCACUGGAAGCAGGUCCGGCCCGAGCGCUUUCUGUCGGAGCUGAGGAGGAAUUACCGCGGGGAUGAGGGGGCUGAGGUGUUCAGCACCGCCUGGAACACCCUCAUGGUCACGUUCUCCUGCUGUGGCGUUCUGGGCCCCGAGGACUUUGGGAACGGCUCCCGUUUCCAGGAGCUGCACCCGGGGGUGCCGUGGCCUCGUGCCUGCUGUGCCCGGGACGGGCUCCUGGGGGACCUGCUGGGCUGGGAGCAGUGCCGGGACAGGAUUCCCGGCUACAUCCACGAGCAGGGCUGCUUCUCCACCUUCGGCAGGACCCUGCAGAGGUCCCUGUCCCUGCCUGGCACCUGCAGCCUGGCCGUGCUGGGCAUCGAGAUCUUUGCCAUGUUCUUUGCCUUCUGCCUCUACUACAACUUCGACUGA